Molecule: messenger RNA, 2560 nt
Organism: Notothenia coriiceps (black rockcod)
Lineage: Eukaryota; Metazoa; Chordata; Actinopteri; Perciformes; Nototheniidae
Product: CTTNBP2 N-terminal-like protein
Exons: 7
Coding region: 61-1839 (592 amino acids)
Source: RefSeq, a predicted model, not a curated record
UGCAUCGGGAUCAGAGGACGCAAAUCAAGUGAAACAAAUCUCCUGACAGGAGAAAAGUUCAUGCUGGAGUUUUUAAAGACCUCAGAGGGCCUCAUGAAGUCCAAGCUGAACAUGGAGAGCUUGACCAAGCCAGAGUUGCUGAUGCUUUUCAGCAUCCUGGAGGGAGAGCUGGAGGCCCGCGACCUGGUCAUUGAUGCCCUCAAGGGCCAGGGUAAAGAGCUGUUCAUCCAGGAGCGCUAUGGCAAGUACAACCUGAGCGACCCCUUCCAGGCCCUGCAGAGGGACAGUGAGGCUGCCGGGGACCAACUCAAAGAGCCAGGCUGUCCCUCCGCUACCUCCAACCCUCUGGUGGUUCUCAAGCUGGUGGUGGGCCACUGCAGGAGGAUGCAGGAGAAGAUGCUGGCCCAGCUGGCUGCAGCAGAGAGCAGGCACAGAAGGGUCAUUGCAGACCUGGAGGAGGAGAAGAGGAGGCAUGCUGAGGACACAGCCGAGGGAGAUGAUGUCACCUACAUCCUGGAGAAGGAGAGGGAGCGCCUACAACAACAGCUGGAGUUUGAGCGGAGCCAAGUCCGGAGGUUAGAGAAGGAGCAGCGUCGGAUGACUGAGCAGAUCGAAGCAGAACGGGCUCAACACAAACAGCUCUCCUGCGCUCUGGCCAAAGAGUGCAAGUGGGCAAGUUCCCGGGCUCUGGAGGAGGGACACCGGCUGAGCGAGGUGAACCGCAAGCUCGACAAGGAGAAGGAGUCUUGUCAGGCCCUGAGAAACGAGCUGGAGGAUGAGAGGUGGCGAGCUCUGAGGAUGGAGGCGAGGGUGGAGGAGCAGCUGGCCGAGUUCGACACAGAGCGAGAGCAGCUCCGCUCACGUCUGAAGAAGGAGGAAGCUCACUGCUGUCAGCUGCAACAACAGGUACAGGAGCUGAAGAGGAAGCUGGAGGAGAGAGGUGUUGCUGAGGAAGUAGGAGCUCCAGUACAGGCAGAAAGGAAGGAGUGGGCCUCAAGAACCCCUGCUAGACAGAUAGCAGUGGACAUGGUUACAUUCGAGGACCUUGAAGAAGACACACAGCAACACGAGCAGCCAAACGUUCCCGACUGUACUGAGCAGACCGACGGGCACCCCGACCCAGACAGCGCCCUUUCAGACGACAUCUGUCUACACAACGGAGAUGAAGAUUCUCCAGUUCAUCAGAGCCAGGCUUCCUCCUCCAAUCUCCCUCCCUCCUCCCCCUGCUCCUCACCCGUCCUUGCCAAGCGCCCCCCAGGCAGCCCGAGCCCUGGCAGCUACCAGUCUCCCUACCAGGCUGGGAUCAACCAGCGCUUCCACGCUGCUCGACAUAAGUUCCAAGGAACCAUAGACCCAGAGCCUCAGACCCAGGCCGCACAACCGGCCCUUCCCCCCUCGCCAAAGGACGCUCCCCCAGUUACAAGCAGUCCCCCCCUAGAAGCCAGUCCGGUGAAGCAGAUGGCUCGGAGCACCGUCACACAGGUCCUGUCUCGCUUCACCACCGGACAGCAGAACGCCGCACCUAAGGGCGCAUCGCCCAACAACUCACCCUUUGGGACGGACUACCGGAGCCUGGCUGCGCCCCUGUCUCCGGUCGUCGCGAGGGCCGCGGGGGCCCUGCAGCAGGGGAUCAGAUCACCCACCAUCCCCAGGGCCGACAGGGGCAACCCUCCACCCAUCCCCCCCAAGAAGCCCAGUCUGGCUCAGGCCCCCCCCUCCCCGGCCUCAGUGCCCCGGUCUGCCGGACACUUCCCUGACUCCGCCCUCUCAGGCAGCUGCGGCCUCACUUCCAGCCAGGAGGGAGUCAAAGAACUGGACAUGGUGGUGUCUUCCAACUAACGGAUCAUUUGAUUCGUCAGUAAACUAGUCCGCUGCUGCUUUGCUCGUGACAUGAUGGUUUAAUCCACAUCUCAUCAUUAUGAAAGUUGAUAUAUUAUUUUGUACAUGACAGGAUUUACAUCCUAUGCUUAUUGAACAGAGGUCCCUUCAAACACUGUUGUCUUUGUAUUUAUUAGAUUCUUUAUGCACUCUACUUUAGGUAGUGGUUAAGGGGUAGUACUAAUGAAGAGUUACAACUCCUAGUUUUAGUUUAAAUUGUGCCAAUACUUUGUCGGGCCCACCGUACUAUGAAAGUAUUUUAUAUUAGUAUGUGUCAUAUUUCCAAAGAAUGCUAAUCAGUGUACCAUCUAAAGAGGCAUUACUUUCCAUAGUAUGUUGCUUGUUCAUACAACAAAUACUCUAAUCUUCAGACCAAAUGUAAGAAGUAGUCCUUGGACCAAUUUUAUUACAAUAUAUGCCUAUUUUCUGUGUGCACUCUUUUGUACUUAGCUGCCGUUUUUAUAAAAUGUAUUUUAUAAAUGUUCCUUAGUUAUUACUGUAUGAUGUGUUAGCACAAAAGAUAAUCUAUUCAGUGUCAUACCGAGCUUAAUUCAUGUAUUACUUUAUGUUUCAGUUAUCUCAGAUUAUAAACAGACACCAGAGAACAAUGAGAUAAGUGUUGCUGAUAUAUGUCGUGUUUUUGUCAUUUAUAAGAAAUCAUGAUAAAGGUUUUAGCAGUCAA